GGGGUAACUCCUAGGCGUCCCGAGUCUGAGCAGCUCCACCAUUAUCUCGAAGCACCUCGCACUUAUAUCUCCUAGCAACAGCGGCAAUGGCGGUGGCUGUAUCUCUUCCCUUCGCCAUUCAGAUAUCCUCCCUUUCUUCUCGAAAGCAAAGCGUCGCCUGCGCAACUUCCUCCUUCGAUCUUCUCCUGAAGAAGCGGUUUUCGAUAUCUUCUUUAACUUUGCCUCCCUCUUCGAGCAAAUGGAGCGCUGUAACCUCGCUGCCGCGCGGUGGAUCGAUAGUGAUCGCCUGCUCGUCUUCUUCUUUUCCCAACAACGCUUCACGACCCUCUACUCGCCUCUUUGUUAGUGGUCUUUCUUUUCGCACUACUGAAGAAAGUCUAAAGAAUGCUUUCAAAAAUUUUGGGGAACUCAUGGAAGUGAACCUUGUCAUGGACCGGAUUGCAAAUAGACCAAGAGGUUUUGCUUUUCUUCGUUAUUCCACAGAGGAUGAAUCCAAAAAGGCUAUUGAAGGAAUGCACGGAAAGGAAAUCUCUAUUAUUUAGUGCCUUCUCAUAUGCAGCCAACAACACAUUGGAUAUAUUCCUCGUUAUAAUCUUUUAAGGACAACUUUGCUUCAAAAGAACAAUGCAAAUGUUGCAACGAAGAUCUCUUAUUAAUUUCAUCAGCGUUAUAGAUUUUUGGUGUGUUGGGAAGUCCGGCAUUUAUAGAUUAUAUAAAGAUACGCUUUAUAUCGCCAAUAAAAUCAAAGAAGUGAUUAGCGGUUGGGUUCAUAUAAAGUAGUUCAAGUAAUCAUUGACAAUGCAUUGCUAAAUAGAUCUGUAAGAACACUAAUUGAGACUCAAUACCCUUAUUUUGUUGGACUCUUUGUGUUCAUACAUUGAAUUUUUCUUUGAA
Dendrobium catenatum is the source of this 894-nucleotide messenger RNA. Its product is annotated as organelle RRM domain-containing protein 6, chloroplastic. The transcript has 4 exons. Lineage: Eukaryota; Viridiplantae; Streptophyta; Magnoliopsida; Asparagales; Orchidaceae. The record is from RefSeq and is a predicted model, not a curated record. Gene Ontology annotation, cellular component: chloroplast. Bases 87 to 542 code for a protein of 151 amino acids. Gene Ontology annotation, biological process: cytidine to uridine editing; chloroplast mRNA modification. Gene Ontology annotation, molecular function: RNA binding.